Messenger RNA from Ahaetulla prasina, 256 nucleotides. RefSeq names its product mitochondrial import receptor subunit TOM5 homolog. Lineage: Eukaryota; Metazoa; Chordata; Lepidosauria; Squamata; Colubridae. Gene Ontology annotation, cellular component: mitochondrial outer membrane translocase complex. The transcript has a single exon. Bases 7 to 162 code for a protein of 51 amino acids. The record is from RefSeq and is a predicted model, not a curated record.
GAGACCAUGUUCCACCUUGAGGGUCUGGAGCCCAAGCUGGACCCGGAGGAGCUGAAGCGCAAAAUGCGUGAGAACAUUCUCUCUUCGGUCCGCAAUUUCCUCAUCUACGUAGCCGUGCUGCGCAUCACUCCAUUUGUUUUAAAGAAGCUGGACAGCAUAUGAUAGUAAGAGCUUCAAGGAUUGCCUACAUGGAAGGCCAAGCUGGACUGAAUGCUUUUCUAAGAACAGACUAUAGAAAAGUGACUCCAUAUCCUAA